AUGUCUGGAAAGCGCGGUCGAGGUUCUACCUCCGGUAACAAGCUCAAGAUGACUCUUGGUCUGCCAGUCGGCGCCGUCAUGAACUGCUGCGACAACUCCGGUGCCCGCAACCUGUACAUCAUCUCCGUCAAGGGUAUCGGUGCGCGUCUCAACCGCCUGCCCGCUGGUGGUGCCGGUGACAUGGUCAUGGCGACCGUCAAGAAGGGAAAGCCCGAGCUGAGGAAGAAGGUCAUGCCCGCCGUCAUUGUCCGCCAGAGCAAGCCAUGGAGGCGAGCAGACGGUAUUUACCUGUACUUCGAGGACAACGCCGGUGUCAUUGUCAACCCCAAGGGUGAAAUGAAGGGCUCCGCCAUCACUGGACCCGUCGCAAAGGAGGCCGCUGAGCUGUGGCCGCGUAUCGCCUCCAACUCCGGUGUCGUCAUGUGA
Molecule: messenger RNA, 426 nt
Organism: Alternaria conjuncta
Lineage: Eukaryota; Fungi; Ascomycota; Dothideomycetes; Pleosporales; Pleosporaceae
Exons: 4
Coding region: 1-426 (141 amino acids)
Biological process (GO): translation
Cellular component (GO): ribosome; cytosolic large ribosomal subunit
Molecular function (GO): large ribosomal subunit rRNA binding; structural constituent of ribosome
Source: RefSeq, a predicted model, not a curated record